This is a messenger RNA of Siniperca chuatsi (mandarin fish), 1232 nucleotides long. RefSeq names its product dynein, axonemal, light intermediate chain 1 (gene dnali1). NCBI's taxonomy places the organism in Eukaryota, Metazoa, Chordata, Actinopteri, Centrarchiformes, Sinipercidae. The transcript is spliced from 7 exons. Bases 189 to 956 code for a protein of 255 amino acids. Gene Ontology annotation, cellular component: axoneme; filopodium. The record is from RefSeq and is a predicted model, not a curated record. Gene Ontology annotation, molecular function: dynein heavy chain binding.
GCUUAUUCCACUCGGGCAAACUAAUAUGGAACGCUGGGACGUUGUUGCCAUGACAACGCAAACAGUGAGCACGAACUUUUUGUCAACACCACCGAUAUUUUUGUAGCCUAACUGUCUGAAGCCCAAACUCAAGAAGCUUCUGCUUUUAGUGUAACGUUAUAUCUUCAUUAUUUUCAUAGUAAAACACAAUGAUUCCACCAGCAGAGUCUCUCCUGAAAUACGACAAUCCAGUUUUGGUCAGCAAAAGUACAGACAGAAAAUCACCAAAGGGACGCCCUUUGAGAGUGAGCCCUCAGCAGCCUGCUAACUCUACCCCUGUUCCACCACCUCCUAAACCAAAAUCCACCCCUACUGAGGCCACCAAGCAGGAAAAUGAGGAGAUCCUGAAUGCCAUCCUUCCACCCAGGGAAUGGAUGGAAGGAAACCAACUGUGGGUGCAGCAAGUGUCCAGUGCACCUUGUACAAGAACAGAUGUUAUUCACCUAGAGGAAUUGCUGGACACAAAGCUGCAGCAAAGGCAGGCCAGAGAAACAGGAAUCUGCCCUGUCCGCAGGGAGCUCUAUUCCCAGUGCUUUGAUGAGCUGAUCAGACAGGUGACCAUCAACUGUGCGGAGAGGGGUCUGUUGCUGUUGCGGGUUAGAGACGAGAUUCAAAUGACCAUUGCUGCCUACCAGACGCUGUACGAAAGCAGUGUGGCUUUCGGUAUGAGGAAAGCACUGCAGGCUGAGCAGGGCAAAGCUGACAUGGAGAAAGGGAUUUCUGAUCUGGAGAAUGAGAAACAAGACCUGAAGAAGCAACUGAACGAACAGAAAGCUAAAUGUGAUGCAAUUGAAAAGAGAGAAAAUGAAAAGCGACAGGUGGAGGAAAAGAAGCACACUGAAGAGAUUCAGUUCCUGAAGAGAACCAACCAGCAGCUCAAGGCCCAGCUGGAAGGAAUCAUUGCACCAAAGAAGUAACUUCGACAAACAAGAAGUCCAGGGGGUUUCACAAAGAAGGGAAUACGUCCUCUCUGCCAGUCAUUCAGCACCAUUUUGGAGACCGUGGAGAGAUCUGGCUCACCGCCCUGUACAACACCAAGAAUGCAUUGCUCAAGCUUAAGAUUUAAAAAAUUCACAUAUACUUAACUGACAGCCAUCAAGAGUACAGCACAUAAUGUAUGUCAGCAGGAAAUAGACCAGAUUUAUUACUUAAGGAUUUGCUCUUGCACUAUAUAAAAUGGACAAUUAAAAUAC